Molecule: messenger RNA, 4457 nt
Organism: Pelobates fuscus (common spadefoot toad)
Lineage: Eukaryota; Metazoa; Chordata; Amphibia; Anura; Pelobatidae
Product: up-regulator of cell proliferation-like
Molecular function (GO): GTP binding
Source: RefSeq, a predicted model, not a curated record
AUGAAAGUGAAAGUGAUAGCUAUAAGGGGCUUCUAUCAGAAAAUGGAGCUGGGAGGAAUCUGGAAUCGGUUACUCUGUAUCAUCCUUCUAUUCAGUGAAUCUCUGGAGCUGGAAGUUCCUCCGUCUCAGCAAGCUAAAGUCGGAUCUGAUACGCGUAUUCCCUGCACUUUCACCGUGGAUAAAUUCCCUGCGGAUCCCAAAUUCCUUACCAUAAUCUGGAACAUUGAGGGAAGAGAACUCUUGCGGUAUAACGAUACUGUGUGGACAUGUGAUCCAAGGUUUUUCCUAAAUACAGCCAGAGCGUUAAAUGGUGAUGCAUCACUGUCUAUUGCCAGGGUUAAAAUAUCUGACGGCGGAGUCUAUAAGUGUUUAAUACAUUACAAUUCAGAAAGAAAAGAGAAAGAAGUCACCCUGUUUGUUCAUGCUCCUCCGGAGAUCGCUGUCACAGGGAGAAUUGCUGUUAUGAAUAAAGAGAGUCUUCUGAGAAGUUCCAUCACUGGAUUCUACCCCGCAAACAUUGAUAUCAAAUGGUUCAAAGAUGGGAAGAUUCUCAAAAAUGAUACCAAAUCCUCACAUCUAAUUAACCCAGAUGGCACAUUCAGCCUGAACUGCACAGUAACCAUAAUACCUACUGAGGAGGACAGAAACCGGACCAUUUCAUGCCGUAUCCAACACGAGUCUCUCUCUGAACCUCUCCAAAAAGACUUCCAGUUGGAAUAUGGAGCUGUCCCAUCCAUUCACAUUGUAUCCAGUACAUUUAAUCUCGGUAAGGAACAGAAGCUGAUUUGCAAGGUUUAUGGAUUUCACCCCCCUUCCAUUGAUAUAAAUUGGUAUUUGGACGGUACCAAGGUGAAAUCUACAAAAACUCGAAGGAUUAAUAUUUCGGCCGUGGAGUCUGCCUACCAAUUCACUCCCACAGAGCAGAACUGGGGUAUGGAGCUCUCCUGUGAGGUGAAGCAUGACACUCUCCUUGGUCCUCUUGUUAGGAAACUGUUGGUGGAGGGGAAAGAUCUGACAAUUAAGUACAGAGCUGCCGUUAUAAGCUCUGCAUGCAUGGUGGUGGUGGUGGUGGUGAUAUUUGGAAUUAUCACUUAUUACACGGUCAAGAAAACACCAGAUGGUAAUGGCCAGAUGACAGAAGUGGACUACCAUAGUACGAUAGAGCACACUGACAAAAAAACUAAUUUUAAGAACUUUCUGAAGGAUCUGGAAAUGGAAGGUAAUGUGGAUUUGAAGCUCACACUGAAAGAUAUUCUGAACAUUGGCAAAGAAAAUCUAAUGGACACCAAGCCACAGGAACUAAAUGACAUUCCCUGGCACUACCUGAGGAAUUUAAUGGCUCUCAACAGGAAUGCCAGAAGUACUGAUUGGGAGGUAGACUCAUCUAAAGGGAUGGCUAUCCACCCCUUGGAUGUUCUGUGUGUUCUCCUCCAUUGUUCAGAUAAUUUUUUACAACAGGAAAUUGUAUCAAAAAUGUCCACGUGCCAGUUUGCUGUCCCUCUGCUGCUCCCUCCUGGUGAUGGCUCAAACUGCACCCUCAUGCUAUGGAAAAUGAGAGAUAUAGUGAAAAGAUGGAGACCUCAGCCAUUAGAAGACAGUACAGGGUUUAUAGAAGAUAAUGUGGUGAACAUCCCCAUGCCAACCUUCUCUUUUGCAAGAAUGGGGAAAGCCAAGUUAUCCAAAUCUAAAAUCCUGAAUCAUAUUAUUAACCCAACUCAACAGCUUCAUGACUUUUUCAUACAUGACAACAUGGAAGGAGGGAAUAUUAAGAGGAAAAUAUCAGAUGGACUAGUGGAAAUGUCCUGGUAUUUUCCUUCUGGUAGCGAAAGUUCUGACAUUUUCUCAGAGCCGAUUGCAGUGACCAAUCUACGGGGAGACCUGGAGUCUAACUGGACACAAUUCAGCUUCCUAACCCGGGUCUCAUCAGCUGUGUUUAUAUUUACUGAGAACAUCGGGGAGACAGAAUUCAAACUGUUAUCAAACUGUGAUAACAAACAGUUAAAGUUUUAUUUCAUAAUUACUCCAAAUAUGGAAAAAGAUGAGAAUAUGAAAAAACUAAAUUCUGUAUUAAACAUUGAGAUUAUAUUAAAUGAUAACGAUCUGGUUAAAAACAUAAAAAGCAAAAUUAAAUUGUCUGUAGAACAACCUUCCUUUAAAAUCUCAAUUGAAAAUAUGGGGAAUAAAACCCAUGAACUCGAUAUCAACGUAGAUGAAUUUUGUGAGGAAUGCUGUAAAGCCAAAAUGCAUGCUGGGAAAAUUGUUGAUGAGAUAAAAGAUAUGGCUCAGUAUAAGAAGGAAUCAUUGAGUCUGCAGGGAGAUCUGUGGAAGCAAAUAUCUGAAAAAGAGAAAGAGAUGUUUAGACAGAGAGAGCAAGGAUCAAAGAAUGAUGAAGAAAGCCAGAAGGAGCUGAACUAUCAAUGCAUUCCACUUCGCAAGAAGCAAUAUGAUCAUAAAAUUUCGAAUGGUAUGCAGCUGUUUAUUGAGGCCAUAUCUACAUUUUCCUCUCGAGAGAAACAUUAUUUUUUGAGGUGGAUGAAAUAUUAUCUGGAUUUGCUAUCUAGGAAUACGCUCUCUGGUCUACUAUUAGAAUACAGAACAAACUGUGAAAAACAGUUGAAUCAGGAAGAACUAAAACAACUGGAUCAAAAAAAAUAUGAAAGAUCACUGGGAAUUGAGCAUUUCCUACGUGAGAUGGGACAGGUUUAUGAGGCUGAGUGCUUCAUGUUAAGAAAUGAAAAAAUACAAAUGCAGAAUGCCCGAUUCAGCAAACUACCAGACAAAGUUGCCGAUCUCCUUCUGAAAGGGUUCUCAUUAGAGUUGGUUGAUGGAGAUGCCUCCAACAUCCCCCUGCAGUGGAUAACUGAUGUCCUAACUGAGCUGAACACCAAGACAGGAGGACAAUGCAGAAUGAGAGUGAUUACUGUGCUGGGAGUUCAGGGUACGGGAAAAUCCACCCUUCUGAACACCAUGUUUGGUUUGCAGUUCCCGGUGGCCAGUGGUCGAUGCACACGAGGGGCUUUUAUGACAUUUAUUGGAGUGAAACAAAAUCUCCAGAAGGAGCUGGGCUGUGACUUUAUUCUGGUUAUUGAUACUGAAGGUCUCAAAGCUCCUGAACUGGCUUCUCUGGAGGACAGUUCCAAACAUGAUUAUGAGCUGGCAACGUUCGUAGUAACAUUGAGUGAUAUCACCAUAGUUAACAUGGUUAUGGAAAACACAAAGGAAUUGAAAAGUAUUUUACAAAUAGUGGUUCACGCAUUCCUUAGAAUGAAGGGAAAAGGAAAGAAACUGAAUUGCCAGUUUGUGCAUCAGAAAGUUAGUGACAUGUCAGACGAAAUUACGUUAAUUAGACACAAAACCCAAUUCCAAGAAUUAUUAAAUGAAAUAACUAAAAUUGCAACAAAGGAGGAAAAUAAACCAGGAAUCUCAAAGUCUGAUAGUGUUCUAGACUUUAAUGUUAAUACAGACAACAGGUAUAUACCCAACAUGUGGUAUAGUGCCCCACUGUACAAUGAGGAGGUUUUAAAACUAAAAACAUACUUAAUAGAUAUUCUGAAAAAUACAAACAAUGAUAAGAACACAAGAACACCUCUAAACAUAAAAGAAUUUAUCACAUGGAUUAAUGAUCUGGGCAAUGCUGUGAGACACGACAAAUUUAUAAACACUUUCAGAACUCUUAUGGUCAAAGCUUAUAAUAAGGAAAGUACUGAGUAUGUAAAAAUAACGAUAGGGAUUACAAAGCUGCUAAAGCUGGAACUAUCACUGGUUCCUAAUGUUCUCAAAUGUUACUAAAUAAAAAAAGCAUUGUGGUGCUCUAGUACAUUUUAUUGUAUUAGUAACAAAAGAAAUGUGUAUGUAAUCUGUUAUCUGUUUGUCUCCACACCAUGAGAAAGAGGAUGAAAUACCCUGUUUGUUCAAAGGCUAAUAUGGAAAAAAUUGUAAAUGUGUGAUUUUGCAUCUUUCUUAAAAAGACUAUUAUCUGUAUAAUGUACUAAAAUGGGGUCAAGAAGCUUCAAAAUCAUUUCAUAUCACCCAACUAUACCAAGAUGCUACCAAACACACAACUACUUCUCUGUGUCAUAUAUCUCAUUGUUCUUCAAGGUUUGAGUGACCUUUAUUCCCCAUUUAUAUGUCUCCUUUUUGUAAGAAUGGGGACAGUUAAAAUGGGCUAGGCAUUCCCCAGCCACCAAGCCUAUCAUGUGGUCAUGUGCCAGGGAGAUAUGUAACAUGUGUUAGUCCAUUAAACUAAACCAUAAAGGGCCAUAAACAUAGGGAAAUACAUGGACUGUUCAUUCCAGUAGUGUUUAUUGUACAAUUGUUCAUUAGAUUAGUGUUAUUACAGAACUGUUUGUUACAGGAGUUUUUAAUAAAUAAGAUGAAUAAGUGUUAAGAUCGCACCUUCCAAACUUGUAGUGUACACGUUUACUAUAAAAAUAAAGAAAAGGGAUAGAUUGUGUAAU